AAUAGUUAAACCAAUUCAAUAAAUUUUGGUUAAGCAUAGGUGGAUUGACUAUUCUUUCGAAGAGUCUGAAACACUAAAAUAUCAUUGUUUUCAACGUUUUGGCUUCCUGUCAUUUGGGUCAUAAAAGUGAAGUUCUACUUGGGAAUCAAAAGGCAGAGCUUGUCAUUGUUGGUGUUUUUGAGUAGAUAGCAUGGAGCCACAAUGUGCAAUCAAGAAAGAUGCCACUGAAUUGAUAGGGAAUACACCAAUGGUAUAUCUGAACAACAUUGUGGACGGGUGUGUAGCCCGUAUUGCUGCUAAACUUGAGUACAUGCAAGCCUGCUGUAGUGUCAAAGAUAGGAUUGCACUGAGCAUGAUUGAAGAUGCUGAGAAAAAAGGCCUUAUUACACCUGGAAAGACUGUUCUGGUUGAGUGCACAAGUGGUAACACCGGCAUAGGAUUGGCAUUCAUAGCAGCAUUGAGGGGCUAUAAACUUAUGGUGACAAUGCCAUCUUAUGUGAGUCUCGAGAGAAAAAUUAUACUGCGAGCCUUUGGAGCUGAGGUAUAUCUUACAGACCCUGCCAAAGGAAUUGAUGGUGUUAUUCAGAAGGCAGAAGAACUACUAGCGAAGACACCUCACAGUUAUAUGCUCAACCAAUUUGAAAACCCUGCCAAUCCAAAUAUUCAUUAUGAGACAACAGGCCCCGAGAUUUGGAGAGACUCAGGAGGGAAAGUUGAUGCUUUGGUUUCAGGGAUAGGAACUGGGGGGUCAAUAACAGGUGCUGGAAAAUUCCUCAAGGAGAAAAACCCAGAAAUCAAGCUGUAUGGUGUGGAACCAGCUGAAAGUGCAGUUUUGAAUGGAGGACAGCCAGGUAAGCACCUGAUCCAAGGAAUUGGUGCCGGUAUCAUUCCCCCCAUUCUGGAGGUUAAUCUUCUAGACGAAGUUAUUCAGAUUUCAAGUGAAGAGGCUAUAGAAACUGCUAAGCUGCUUGCGUUGAAAGAAGGUUUGCUGAUGGGAAUUUCAUCGGGAGCUGCAGCAGCUGCUGCAAUAAAGGUGGGAAAAAGACCAGAAAAUGCAGGAAAACUCAUUGUUGUGAUUUUUCCCAGUUUUGGAGAACGUUACUUAUCUUCACCACUGUUUGAAUCCAUUAGGCAUGAAGCUGAACAAAUGACAUUUGAUUAAGGUGCAUAAGCAUAAAUAGCUGAAGUUAGUGCUUGUUGAGUACUCGUUAAAUAAUCACUACUGUCUGUAGUGUGGUCUAAAAUAAGUUAAAUAACAUUUGGAUUGACUACUCAAUUUCAAUUUGUAGCAUGUGAAAAUGAGCCUAUUGUAUGAGAUUUCAAAAGUUGUUUUGAGCUCAUCCAAAUAGGAUCAAAAUGCUUGUAAAUGAUAAGGCCAAAUAAGUUGAGACCAUACUCUUCUGAAUGGAACAUAAGGUCAGAAAUCCCUAAUGUUGUGUGUGGAUGAAGAAUUUUAGAAAUUUAAGAAAUUUAAAAUUCUUAAAA
Messenger RNA from Cajanus cajan (pigeon pea), 1485 nucleotides. The record is from RefSeq and is a predicted model, not a curated record. Lineage: Eukaryota; Viridiplantae; Streptophyta; Magnoliopsida; Fabales; Fabaceae.